Erinaceus europaeus (western European hedgehog) is the source of this 1187-nucleotide messenger RNA. RefSeq names its product testis expressed 13A (gene TEX13A). The record is from RefSeq and is a predicted model, not a curated record. Bases 17 to 1168 code for a protein of 383 amino acids. NCBI's taxonomy places the organism in Eukaryota, Metazoa, Chordata, Mammalia, Eulipotyphla, Erinaceidae. The transcript is spliced from 2 exons.
GAGGGCCUCAGCAGUCAUGGCCUUGGAACCUGAGCAUCCUUGCGGUGGCUUUCGGCACAGUGCCGUGGUGGCCUACAUCAACAAAAAGAUGGCGGUUCACUCGAAAGGUUCGGAGUUCUACCACAAAAACAUAUCCCUGUCCUGGGAGGAGGCGGAAGACAAACUUGGGUCCAUCCUAUUGGACAGUGCAGUCCCUAGUGAGGCCAAGGAGGCCUGCGCUUGGGGCUGCCUGGCCUUGGGAGUGUAUUUUGCCCGCAGGCAGAAUCAGUUACAUGAGCGCAGGGUGAAGUGGCUGCAUGAUUUAGCCAAAGUGCACAAGUCAGCUGCGCAGGUCAUGGCCACAGAUGUGAAGGUGGUUACUGAGCAGCAGGAAAUAGAGCGCAGAGAAGCUACCAGUAAGCUAAAGCAAGCCCAAGCCACCCUGGCAGAAAUGCAGAAGGAAAGGGACCUACUGAGGUGGAAGCUCUUCCAAGCGGAGUUGAGUUCUUCCCAGGCCACAGACUGGCCGGGCCUGACCAGUGCCGGUGGAAACUGGAUGGAAGGAACAAGUGAGAGGGAAGUGGAAACAACAGGGGCUGCAGCUACGACUACCAUUGCUGGCCCUUCAAGAAGAGCAAGAGGAUUAGAGGGCCAGGCCGAGGGGGUAGAGACCAGAAAAGAGCCGAGUGGAGGCCUCAGGAAGCUUCUUAGAAGUAUGGAGGAAAAAAAUUACUCCUCUUUCUGGCACAGGGAAGCAAAUAACAGUUCAAUGGGAACAAACAUGCUUUAUUCAUCUGGGCCCUUAAAGCCAGAGUCCACAGUUCCACCUGCACCCCUUCCUGUCCAGCUUCCUGCCUCAUUCACAUAUUCAUACCCAUGUAUUUUUCCCCCACUUUCAACUGAACCCUCCUUAUUCCCACCAAUAGGAACACCCACAACUGCAUCUCUAGCUCAGAUGUCUUCCCAGGAGGGGUUCUUUGAUGUUAUAUCAGAUGUGGGAACCCAGGGGAUAGACCCCUUAGAUAUUCAAAGGGAAAGGAAAGAUUCCAAUCUCUAUCAGCAGAGAAGGCCUACAGCAAUUCGCAGGCCUGGAGAUUGGGCCUGCCCUUGGUGUAAAACUGUAAAUUUCUCACAGAAAGAAACUUGCUACCACUGUGGGAAGGGAAUCUGGUUGCAAAGCCCUCAGUGAGUUGAGAAAUAGACACAUG